Messenger RNA from Phanerochaete carnosa HHB-10118-sp, 1427 nucleotides. RefSeq lists its product as uncharacterized. The transcript is spliced from 2 exons. Bases 574 to 861 code for a protein of 95 amino acids. Lineage: Eukaryota; Fungi; Basidiomycota; Agaricomycetes; Polyporales; Phanerochaetaceae. The record is from RefSeq and is a predicted model, not a curated record.
GUCGCGGCCGUAGGGCAAGCGGGAGCGCCGAUUUGCCUGCGCAGGCGGCGAUAAGCUCGCGGUUCUGCAGGUCAAGGUCUCCAGGCAUUCGAAAUGCAUUUCAAGUUUCGAUAUCACCGAGAAAUUGCAAAAGAAGGCGUGCAAGGCCUACAUCGAGCUGGCCAGAUCCGAAGUCUUGCUCGGCGCACCUAGGAUAUUGAACGAGCCGAACGAACACCUACGCCUCGCGGUUUCUGUCCUUUGCGCUUACGCUGGUGGUCAAGAGGAGCGCGAGAAGUGUGCGAAGGCGAUACGCAGCGCCAGGGCGUCGCUGGUGAUGCUGUUCGAUGUUAUGCGCCUGAGCUCGGCGCUGACCUUGUCCACCUUAGCGCCCCACCUCUGAUUGCGCUGCGGGAUCUGGUGUACUCGUCAGGCAAGGGGCCCACGCAGAGCAAGAUGAGGCGGAGCACUUCGUGCCGGCCACCUGUAUGGCGGACGGCGAGAUCGAGAGCUAUGCGUGGUGCGGGCGGACACUGAGUUGGCAGAGGCGGCGACAUCUACCACAACUAUCUAACCAAGGUAUCCUUCGUCGAUAUGAAGUCGAAGAAGAAGCACAAAUCUGCGCGCAUCUACAGUAUCCGCCACGGCACCGUCCUCGUUGCUAUGGAUCCCACGCUUGAAUCCACCGCCGUGACAGCGACGUCAUCACAUUCCGUCUACUUUACCCCUCGGCUCAUGCCCUCUCCACCUUUCGACAAGGACACUCAGACUCCCUCGUCGAUUCUGAUCGCUAUCGGCACCGAGUUAACGAGGAGAUGGCCACUCUCCAAGGCUGACCUCCGUAUACUACCGACGCCCUUUCGCAAACCUACCAACGGCUAAUCGCGUCUCUAUGUAGUGGGGCCUGGACCUUGUUGUGCCCACGGAGCAUCGCCAAAAUCACACAAGAUGUGAACGACUGGUCAGACAAGAUGAUGUCGUCAGUGAACACGAUCCCCUCGCUCUCGUGCUCUGGCCACCGCACCAUCAAGUCUUCGUCCCUGCUUGACAACCUAGAGAAGGCGAGGAGAGCUCUAGCCAGUGCAACUGGAGCAUGUUGGGAACUGAGGGACCUGGCAGCGUUGCCGAUCGCCGCACGGAAGGAAAACACUAUAGGCAGACGAAAGCGGUUGUUAUUCCCUCCGGUCGCGGUCAACACGAUACCGCGGACGACCAGGCCGAACGCCGCUGGCAAUGGGCGAGGAGAAGCGGGGGUCGGUCGCGUUUGAAAAAACCGUGAUGCGAACGACGGCGAGUUCGUGGGGUGCGGUUACCGGGGAAGUCGAGCGAGUUGUGGAGGAGGAGACGGAACUUUGGUCUGCUGUGUAUGUGUCGCUUCGGUGUUAGCUGUGGUCGUGCAUGGUUCUUGCCCUCAUCACUGUAUGGUGUCUGCUCGCAAUACAGUCAAU